CCCCUUCUCCGCCUUGUUUUCCAACUUCUCUGGGAGCAGCCGGACAGCAGGCGUCAGGACGCAGCAGAAAGAGGAGGCCACCAUGACGGAGCUGCAGGAGGUGCAGAUCACAGAGGAGAAGCCACUGUUGCCAGGGCAGACACCUGAGAUGGCCAAGGAGGCUGAGUUAGCUGCCCGAAUCCUCCUGGACCAGGGACAGACUCACUCUGUGGAGACACCUUAUGGCUCUGUCAGUUUUACUGUCUAUGGCACCCCCAAACCAAAACGCCCAGCGAUACUCACCUACCAUGAUGUGGGACUCAACUAUAAAUCUUGCUUCCAGCCGCUGUUUCAGUUCGGGGAUAUGCAGGAAAUCAUUCAGAACUUCGUACGGGUUCACGUGGAUGCUCCUGGGAUGGAAGAGGGGGCUCCUGUAUUCCCUUUGGGAUAUCAGUACCCGUCUCUGGACCAGCUUGCGGACAUGAUCCCUUGUAUCCUGCAGUACUUAAAUUUCUCCACAAUAAUUGGAGUUGGUGUUGGAGCUGGAGCCUACAUCCUGUCACGAUAUGCUCUUAACCACCAGGAUACAGUUGAGGGUCUUGUCCUCAUCAACAUUGAUCCCAAUGCCAAGGGUUGGAUGGACUGGGCAGCCCACAAGCUUACAGGCCUUACCUCUUCCAUUUCGGAGAUGAUUCUUGGACAUCUUUUCAGCCCGGAAGAGCUGUCUGGAAAUUCUGAGUUGAUACAAAAGUAUAGAAAUAUCAUUACACAUGCACCCAACCUGGAGAACAUUGAACUGUACUGGAACAGCUAUAACAACCGCCGAGACCUGAACUUUGAGCGUGGAGGUGAUAUCACCCUCAAGUGCCCCGUGAUGCUGGUGGUAGGAGACCAGGCACCCCACGAAGACGCAGUGGUGGAAUGUAACUCAAAGCUGGACCCCACCCAGACUUCUUUCCUCAAGAUGGCCGACUCUGGAGGUCAGCCCCAGCUGACUCAGCCAGGCAAGCUGACCGAGGCCAUCAAGUACUUCCUGCAAGGCAUGGGCUACAUGGCCUCGUCCUGCAUGACUCGCCUGUCCCGUUCUCGCACAGCUUCCCUGACCAGUGCGAGAUGUCACCAACAUCAUGAUCUUAAGGAAGUACAGAAAGCUGAAGUGCCCAAGGACAUCUUGUGA
Hipposideros armiger (great roundleaf bat) is the source of this 1156-nucleotide messenger RNA. RefSeq names its product NDRG family member 2 (gene NDRG2). The record is from RefSeq and is a predicted model, not a curated record. Lineage: Eukaryota; Metazoa; Chordata; Mammalia; Chiroptera; Hipposideridae. The transcript has 17 exons. The coding region runs from base 83 to 1156 and encodes 357 amino acids.